AUGGAGAGAGAGGGUCCCCGUUCGGCUUCCUCUGCUCCGCCGUCGUCCCUGAGGUGGGAGAUCCUCCGGGGGGCUUUCCUGGCUAGGUCCACUCCUCCUUCCUCUCCGCGUCGGAACGGUGUGCUUCUCUCUUCCUCCCUCUCUUUUCCCUGUGCAUUCUUCUCUCUCGUUGCGGGAACCGCCGGGGUCUCAGGAUGCCGGAUUUGUGCGAGCAAGUUGCGAUGCGAGGACUGUAAUCUUCGCUCUCCGGCGAGGAUGUUUGUGCGAUGUACUUUUAUUGAUCACUAUCAUCCUCCAAUGCGGAAGUAGCUGGGGCGAGGGAAGCUUGACGAGCGUCGGUGCGCCCGAAUCACGUUCGUUCAUUCUUGCGUUUUCCUGGCCGUUCCCAUUUGGUCCUCCGACAGUUUGAAGGUGGUAUCUACAACAGGGGCAUUCUUCUCGUCGAGUUGAAUGAGGCUAAUUUGCGUCGACAAUUCUUUGGAGAUGUGAUUCUUCUUGUUCCUGAUUCGCCGAUAUUGGCCCAUCUACAUGACUGUGAUCGACUUUACUAGGGGGGAUUAUUUGGCAGGGGUUUGAUGAGAUCAAUAAUUAGGAUACCUUGGGCAGUUUAAGCAUUUGGACCACCUGCUAUUAGCCAUUUUUAAUGUCCUAUGGGCUGCUGUUUUUUUUCUCCCUUUCUGGAAUGAAUUUAAGUCGGACAAACAAUCUGAUUGCUUUCAACGAGUUGCAUUCUUUGACUUUAGAGAUGACAUCUGCUAGUUCAUCCCGUGUUUCAUUGGCUUCAUCCUCGAAGUUAACAUCUGGUUAGUCAACAUUACCUUCAUGUUGUCAUCAAAUUGCACCGUAGCAUGGGAUUCUUCAGUAGAUUGAUCAAAUGUAGGUUGAAGAGAUUAACUUGUAUUGAUCACAAUGUUAUUUUUCCCAAAAUAAUGUGCCACUAAAUUGUUGAUAGAAAGGGCUCCUCGGUACUUCACCUUUAUGUGGAAUUCGAUGCUCGUUUCUAUCAGGCUUCCUCAUUAGUGUUCAACACGUUUUGCGCUUAUUAUUUUAUUUAAGGAAAAGUGUGGUCUCUCACUAUUCACAGCCAACCAAUGAUAUGCAGAUGCUUCGUCUCAAGUGGACAGAAAAAUCAUUUCUAGAAGGACAUCAAGUCACUUUAAUAUGAUCCCGCGACAUUUCAUAAGUGAGAAUUUUUCUGGAGCUUUGGACGUUCCAUUAGAAGUUAGACACUCAGACAGCAAGAGAGAUAUUAGUGUCCUCUACAAGUUGCCUGUAAUGACAGCUCAUAGCCUUGUUCUGACGUAAGUUAUUAUUUCAUCCCGUUUUGGAUGAAGAUUCAGUGAUCCAUUUUUGUUGUGCCAUUUAGCGUAAAAAGAUAAAAGUUUUUUUUCGUGAUGUAACGCAGCCAUCUUAUGCAAUCGUUUCGUAUGCGUUUUCGAUCUUCAUUUCCUAGUUUUUUCCCAUUGAGGCCUUGAGAUAUUUACAUUGUGCCAUUUCUCUCGAAGUAUCUGUAGCAUCCUAUUCUCGUUACUGAGUGAUACGUCAAUCUGCAUCCAACUUGUUUAUCUUUUGUAGAAAUUAUGGGAAACACAGUUAUCCUUAUAUCCAUAGUGAAGUCAUUGCCCAAAUCUGGUUAUAGUUUCAUACCCUUGAGGCUGUUGAAUUGCAGUCAUGAGUGGAGAUUCAUCCUACGUAGCAUUAUCAGACUUCUCCCGAAUUGAUCUUCAUACUUUCCAGAUGAGGGAGAGCGUUUUUGCUAAACUCUUGGAUUCUCUUUCAGAAAAUUGUAUCCCGCAAAAAUCUCAACCACUCUGUUGGCUGUUGCCAGAAAAUCUGUCAUCAUUAAUGUUAAUAUUACCUUCAUUUUAUUAUUUCCCCUGGUAGGACAACUAGACGAUCAGCAUUUUAUUGAAACUUUAUGACGAAACAUUGUUGGAGUCUGUGUGAUGUCAUUAUUGCACCUCAUUAUUGUUAGACAUCUUUUAGUAAUAUCAUGGUCUACGGCUAGCUCUGCAUUCAUGUAUUAUUGAUAUCUUCGGAUGCUACCAAAAUAUUCAUCCCUGGGUCAGAGUCUUGGGCCCCACUAAAUCUCUAGGGUUCUCACGUUUGUUCCAUAAAUGGGAUUUUAUGAUCGAUUUAGUUUAUUGAACGCUAAAAUAAUGUACAAGGAGGGAGCACACCUGUUAAAUUUGUCAACAAAUGAUUUCACAAUGGUUCCCGCUGUUUUUUCCUUUGUAAAUUUUCUUGUAUCCCACAUUUUGAGACUGAAAGAAUUGUAGUUCAUAUGAUUGAUGCGCAUGACAUUAUUUCUUCUGAGGCACAAUUUUUGAAUUAGAUUUUUAGUUGGCUAUCGCGUGUUAAAUUUUAAUGGGUUUGUCGAGGAAUGGAAUACGGUUAUUGAUUGUGUGAAAUUAAUGGAUUUCGUUGGGAAAAAUGCCUGUGAGCAGUUUUUUUUGGUACUAUAUUCCCUUUUGGCCUGUGAUGAUUAAUAUUUAAUUCUUCAGAAAUGUAUUGCAGGCAAAGAAUGGAGAACGAGGUUGAUCUCAAAGAUUUUGAAAUUUCAAAUCAAUUCAACAUUGACAACACUGGACUUCUCUGUAAGCAUAUUUUUUAUGUCUCAUAAGGUUCAGUUGUUCUACAAUGGAAGCAACUGAGUUAUUGUGUGAUUCAUUUUAAUGUCCUAAUAAAGUUCCCCUGACUUCUGUAUGAAAUUUUUCUUUUUUUGAAUGGACCUUCUCUGAAUGGGUUUCUAAUUUUUCCUUUCACUUGAGAUUUUUAAAAUUUUUAUUUCAUUAGUCAACUCUAAUCUAGGCGUUCUCUGAUUAUAUAUUCGAUUGCUACUAGUACGUUAAAGAGUAAAUAUACAUCGGAAAGGAUGGGAAAUCAAGAGCUUAUUUUCACUUUGAAAUGCCAAAAGUGCACAUGAGAACACAUCUGGUCACGCUCAGAACAGCAUCAGACGUGUUUUACACAAUAUAUAUUUUUAAAUGCGCUUGGCCAAUUAUGGAUUACGAAAACUAAAAAAAAAUUGGAUUUUGUUUUCAAGGCACCUAAACCACUGCCUAUCGAAACUAUGUUGAAAGGGAAUUUAACUUAGAUAUAUAGACGAUAUGAUUUGCUGAUUUCUUGUUUUCAGUUGGGUCUUGAUCUGAUGAUUUCCGUAUAGAGUAUCGUGGAGGCAGUACCUUUUGCAUCUGGACCUAAGAACAUUCACCUCGGUCAAAAUGUUGAAGAUUUCCUAAAAUAAUAAAUAGAAAAGAAAAAAAAGAAAAUCACCAUAAGUUGUCUUUCUUUCCCUUCUCAGUAGAAUCACCAUAACAUUCAGCAUCUUUCUUGCCCUUCUCAGUCGAAAUAGAUGUCUUGGUUCUACUUCAGUUAAGGAGACCCUUUUUAUGGCCUAGGCGUAGUUUGAUUCAUAAGAUCCUAUUUCAAUUGAUACCAUCAUUUUAACUUUCCCUUGGAAAACUAUUUCAUCUUUUUCUUCGUCAUUUCUCAACAUAGUUAUGGUCAAUCUUGGAAUCCUUUUCUUGGUGGUUUCUUUCGUUUCAUAACUUGAAUGAUUUGAAAUUCGAAACAUCAACUGUGCCAUAUCAUACCUUUACCGAUUGCAUUGUUGCAGGUUGCUGGCCUUCUGAAGAUAUACUCGCUCACUUUUGUUUGAAGAACAAAGAUAUUUUCAGGUCUGGUUGUUUUCUUGCUUUUAGUUGAAAAUUUCAAAUGAUUCUUUUUGACAUAGUCCAUUUUCUCAGUGGCAAGAAGGUAAUCGAGCUUGGUUCUGGCUAUGGACUAGCUGGUUUAGCCAUUGCAGCGGGUACAGAUGCACGAGAGGUUGUCAUAUCUGAUGGGAAUCCUCAAGUUGUUGAUUGUAUCCUUUUUACUUGGUGGUUUUGCUCGUUACUAUGACUUCAUCUUGUGAUGAUUAUCGUGAAGUGACCACCAUGAAGAGAAAAUUGGUGUUAAUUUUUUAACUGACGUUAUUUAUUUCAUAACUGUUGACUUCUUAAUUUAUUAUAAAAAAUUGUGAACCACUUUGCACGAAUACAUCGUAUCUAAAUAUUUUCAUUAUGCUCGUACCAGUGGCACACAUUGAGUUUUAUUCUUUGGUGAAGGCAGAUCUCUCCUUCUGUGGGCUGCCAAUGAAAAAGGCACCAUCGUCACUUGUUGGUAGUCUAUCAGUAGAUGUAUGCUUUUUCGUGCACACAAUACUAGCGAAUGGAUCCGAUGUAUCUUCGUCUGUAACAUCGAGUGAAUCUCAUUUGCGUUGCUUUAUUUUUGUUCUUUUUCUUCAUAUAGUACGUAUUUUUAUUUUAGCGAAUGGAUCCGAUGUAUCUUCACUUGUUGGUCAAGGAAGUUUUUGUGAUGGUAUGCCUCUAGGAAUUUCUGGUACUUUCAACUUCAUGAUUGUAUUCCAGGCAGAACACAACAUCCUUAUGCAUCCAUUCCACAUGUUAGGCGUAGCUGGUGUAUUCGGCGGCUCCCUAUUUAGAGCUAUGCAUGGUUCCUUGGUAACUUCUAGUUUGAUCAGGGAAACCACUGAAAACGAGUCUGCGAACCCUGUCACAGACAGGAACCAGAUUGCACAGAAGAGGACAACAAAGAUGAACAAGGAACAAUCCACAGUGAUGAAUAUGGAUUGUGAGUAACAAACGAGGGGCUUUCGAAGGAAACCCAGAACAGUCGGGACGGAUUCGAGAGUGUCUCUCUCUCUCCCACUGACUUCCUUCCAAAAAGUGCCCUCGAAAGGGCGGUUCAAGGGUUAUCUACCCUAACUCUCUAAGUGAGCUUUGGGCCCACUUUGUCUUCAGUUCUCUCUUACGGUCUCCUUCACCAUUCGGCCAUAAGUGAGCCCAAAACGGGUCUGGGCCGAGGUUCCUUCUGCUGGCCCUGAAGGCGGUCCAGAGGAGGGAACCAAACACAUUCUCUCAUAGUUUCCUUCUUUGAUUGGUAUGCUCUAGAAAAAGCUUCCCCAUCUGAAGCUUUAAAUCGUGACUUGAAUCACAGGUGGAUUGUGAAAUAGUUGAGUGGGGCUUACAUUAAAUGCAUCCCUUCUUCGCACAGCGUGGAUUGUCUUCAAGAACCCAUGCCAUUUUUUUUUCUUAUUUAUGCGACUACGGUUAAACCUCCCCCUCCUCCCUUCCUAUCCGGUGUGAUUACUGUGUAAUCUGAAGUUUUUGCUUUCAAAAUUCGGAAAUGGAAUUGAUUACCAUUUUAGACAUCCACAAUGUCGCCACCUUGUUUGGUCCUUCUUUUUUGCUACUUAAUUGCAAUUCCUAAACCUUCAGACCUUCAACUUAAUAUCGACACCAAUAUUAGGUCAUUUGGUGACAAAAAAGUGAAAGCAAUGACAUUGCAUUGGGAUCAGAAACUAGAUUCAUGCAUGCUGAGCUCCUUUGAUGCCAUUGUUGCAAGUGACUGGUAUGUUUGACUUCCUUACACCACAUUCUAUGUUUUUUUUUCUUCCCACAAAUCCGUACUUUUCUAUUAUUUUCUGUGUCGUUGUGGUCAAAUAUAACCGUAGAAUUAUGUUUUUUAUGCACAGCAUUCUAUGUUGCAUUCAUCUUUGCUCAUCAUUUAUUCGCACUUUUAUGGAAAUUCAGGAUUGUAGGAUGCUUAUCUUCCCCCAAAAAAAUGAAACCUCCUUUUGCGAUGCUUCACUUUUUCUCCCGAAUCAUGGAUUAAUUUGAUUCUAUUCUCCUGAUAUCGACCCCGUAAAAGAUGUGCUGAAAUCCCAAUAUUCCUAUGGAGACUGUUGAUCAAAAGCCGUAUGAAACUCAUUGCAUGUAUGGAAUGACUCCGUCUGUUGCAGACUAAUCGUAGAAUGUCACCUACAUUGAGUCUGAAAAGAAUCUUAGAAGUUUUCCCCGCUGUUGUCUGAAAAGCGUCAGCCUGAGGAGGGAUGGUAGCCAUUGUACUAGAAGGGGGGGGGGGGGGGGUAUGAGAUAGCGAUUCUUUCCUGUUUAUCUCCUGACAUAGCGAUUCUUUCCUGUUUAGAGGAUUUGUAGCAUCCCUAGAUAAAAGUCUUGGCGUGCACACAAGAGCAAGGCUGGACCACAGCUUGCCAGAAUUGGGAAGUAGGCAGCAUGAUCUUGACCCUUAGCCUUCCUGAACAAGAGUUAGGCAUUAUGAGAUAAGCUAAUGAGAUAUGAAACUCCUCAACUGUCUAAUUUUUUCCCCUGAAUCUUCCAUACUAAGUCCUUGAUUCGUCAAACUUUUUGUAAAGCCCUGAAAUAGUGGAACACGCAACUUAACAAUCCAUGCAUGUAGUGGUUUGCCGUGUCUCUAGCAUUCAUCAAUUCGUGCACAUCUGACUCGAGAACCACCCAUUACAGCACUUUCUUCAAGGAAUUUCACGAAGCCCUUGCACUUACGGUCAAAUCCCUGCUGAAAAAUUCGGAGAGGUCAACGGCCAUACUUCUGAGUCCCAGGAGAGGCGACUCUUUGGACAAGUUCUUGGUCAAGGUUGAGGAGAUCGGCAUGCGAUCUGAAGUCGUCGAGAACUACGACCCGGCGGUCUGGCAGCGCCACCUCAUGUUUCUGAGUGGCGAGGACAAAUCAUGGCCCAACUAUGACGAGGAUCACUUCUAUCCGUUGCUCGUGAAACUCUCGUUUGGAGACCCCACCGAAGCCCCCUUCCUCCAGACUCUGCCAGGUAACUAA
Spirodela intermedia is the source of this 6657-nucleotide messenger RNA. The record is from the annotation of a GenBank genome assembly. NCBI's taxonomy places the organism in Eukaryota, Viridiplantae, Streptophyta, Magnoliopsida, Alismatales, Araceae.